Messenger RNA from Clupea harengus (Atlantic herring), 5277 nucleotides. It is a transcript of the gene pi4kb, whose product is annotated as phosphatidylinositol 4-kinase, catalytic, beta. Gene Ontology annotation, molecular function: 1-phosphatidylinositol 4-kinase activity. NCBI's taxonomy places the organism in Eukaryota, Metazoa, Chordata, Actinopteri, Clupeiformes, Clupeidae. The record is from RefSeq and is a predicted model, not a curated record. Gene Ontology annotation, biological process: phosphatidylinositol-mediated signaling; phosphatidylinositol phosphate biosynthetic process. Gene Ontology annotation, cellular component: membrane; cytoplasm.
CGCCUAAGCUUGCUUAGUGCUAGGGGGUUCGGCUCUGGGCUCUGUAAAGCCCCUUGAAACAAUUAAAAUUCUUAAUUUUAAUUAAAUUAAUUUGGGAAAACUACUCAAAAUGACAUACACUGGCUAAACUUUCUAGAUUUAAAGAUCUAAUGUACCAAAAGUGUUCCGUAUUCCAUAUGCAAAGAUUUGCUUUGGUUUAGUUUGCUUAGUGGUAUCAACAACCGGACAGGCAGUGCAGUAGGUCAGCCCUGGCAUGUCGAUUUUCCCGAGUUGCAGUGAGAAACUCGGGGACCGAGGGACUAAGCACUUUCCCAAAUGGAGCAGAGACAGAGGAGGUAGACCAAAUAAUACAUUUUCACCCAGUUCUCUCUAAGUGGCCUGAGCGUCAGCGGCCAUGGGUGACACAGAGAUGGAGCUGUCGCCAGCCCACCAGCAGGAGGCGCUGCAGAAGAGCCCGUCUGCGUCCUCCCUGUCCCUGUCCACCGCCUCCUCCCUGUCACUGCCCUCCUCCCCCUCCUCAGGCCCGCAGAGCCCCGCCAGCCCUAGCAUCAGCACCAGCACCAGUGAUGGGCCCCCCCUCACCAGCAGCAGUAGCCCAUCGCUGGACGUCAUCACCGAGGGAGUGGGGGAGCUGACGGUGGUCAUCGACCCUGAGAUGGCCAAGCUGGCCUGCCAGGAGGUGCUGCAGAAGGUGAAGUUCCAAAAGGGUGAACUGGAAGUGGGGCUGCCCCAGGCGGCCGCGGACACAGAGAUGCCCACGUUGGCUAACGGCGCGGCCAUACACAUCAGAGACGAGCCGGUCAGCCUCACCCCUGCGAAGCCCAGCACAAAGGCCGGUGAAGAAGUGGAACCAGAGCAGGCGACGCCAUCCGGCUCGGGGAAGAACGCACGGCGGCGCCAGAAGCAGCACAACUCGUCCAAGCAGUCGUGGCUGCUGCGCCUGUUCGAGUCGAAGCUCUUUGACGUCUCCAUGGCCAUAUCCUACCUGUAUAACUCCAAGGAGCCUGGCGUGCAGGCCUACAUCGGCAAUCGACUCUUUAGCUUCCCCUACGAGGAUGUGGACUUCUACCUGCCGCAGCUGCUCAUCAUGUACAUCCACAUGGACGAGGACGUGGGCGACGCCAUCAAGCCCUACGUUGUGCACCGCUGCCGGCAGAGCAUCAGCUUCUCGCUGCAGUGCGCCUGGCUUCUGGGCGCCUACUCCUCCGACAUGCACAUCUCCACGCAGCGGCACUCACGUGGCACCAAGCUCCGCAAGAUCAUCCUCUCAGAUGAACUCAAGCCUGCCGGCUCCAGGCUUCGGCCCCCUGUCCCCUGCCCGCCGCCAUUGGCCGUCCUGCACCACGAGCACGGCCUUUCGCCCUCAAAGCGCACGCAUCAGCGAUCCAAGUCAGACGCCACAGCCAGCAUCAGCCUCAGCAGCAACCUCAAGCGCACGGCCAGCAACCCCAAAGUGGAGGCCAACCAGGAUGAGCCCGUGCGCCUCACGCCGCAGAGAGAGUACAUCAAGUCCCUGAUGGGCAUCGGCAAGCGCCUGGCCGCGCUGGCCACCAAAGAGCAGAAGACCUCGCGCCUCAUCUCGGAGCUGUCACUGCUCAACCACAAGCUGCCCGCCCGUGUCUGGUUGCCCACAGCCCCCUUCGACCACCACGUGGUCCGUGUGCCCCACACACAGGCUGUGGUGCUCAACUCCAAGGACAAGGCUCCUUACUUAAUAUACGUGGAGGUUCUAGAGUGUGAGAACUUUGAGACCUCCAAUGUGCCAGUACGGAUUCCAGAGACACGCAUUCGCAGCACGCGCUCGGUGGAGAACCUUCCGGACUGUGGUAUUACAGCCGAACAGCGAGCUAGCUGCUUCUACCCCGUGCCCAACUACGACAAUGAUGAUGAGGCCUGGUCUGUGGAUGACAUAGGAGAACUCCAGGUGGAGCUGCCAGAAAUCCACACCAACAGUUGUGACAACAUCUCCCAGUUCUCAGUGGACAGCAUCACCAGCCAAGAGAGCAAGGAGCCCAUCUUCAUCGCUGCUGGGGACAUCAGACGGCGUCUCUCGGAGCAGUUGGCACACACGCCCACCACGUUUAGAAAAGACCCAGAGGACCCCUCGGCGGUCGCCCUCAAAGAACCCUGGCAGGAGAAAGUUAGGCGGAUAAGAGAGGGCUCCCCCUAUGGGCACUUCCCCAACUGGCGUCUGCUGUCCGUCAUUGUGAAGUGUGGAGAUGACUUAAGGCAGGAGCUCUUGGCCUAUCAAGUGCUGAAACAACUACAGUCCAUCUGGGAGCAGGAGCACGUGCCCCUGUGGAUCAAGCCCUAUAAGAUCCUGGUGAUCUCGUCAGACAGUGGCAUGAUCGAGCCGGUGGUGAACGCCGUGUCCAUCCACCAGGUCAAGAAGCAGAGCCAGCUCUCACUGCUCGACUACUUCCUGCAGGAGCACGGCAACUACACCACCGAGGCCUUCCUCACCGCGCAGCGCAACUUUGUGCAGAGCUGCGCGGGCUACUGUCUCAUCUGCUACCUGCUGCAGGUCAAGGACAGGCACAAUGGAAACAUCUUGUUGGACUCUGAAGGGCACAUCAUCCACAUUGAUUUCGGCUUUAUCCUCUCCAGUUCUCCAAGGAACCUGGGCUUUGAGACCUCAGCCUUCAAACUAACCAGCGAGUUUGUUGAUGUGAUGGGUGGUUUGGAUGGGGACAUGUUCAACUACUACAAGAUGCUCAUGCUGCAGGGCCUCAUAGCUGCACGCAAGCACAUGGAGAAGGUGGUCCAAAUAGUGGAGAUUAUGCACCAAGGCUCCCAGUUGCCCUGCUUCCACGGGUCCAGCACCAUCCGCACCCUGAAGGAGCGCUUCCACAUGAGCCUGACGGAGGAGCAGCUGCAGGUGCUGGUGGAGCAGAUGGUGGACGGCUCCAUGCGCUCCAUCACCACCAAGCUUUAUGACGGCUUCCAGUACCUCACCAACGGCAUCAUGUGAUCUGAGCCGGCCGUCGGCGGAGAAGAAGCUGCCCCGUUUAGGCCAGCAGCUCCUCCCGGAAUGGAUGCGGACCAGAGCAUGGGACUUUUUACAAAAGAAAGGCUGCACCACUUGCAAUGCAAAAGACCACUCCUCUUCCCUCUUCUCCUCCUCUUCCCUCUUCUCCUCCUCUUCCUUGUAUCCCUCGUUCCCUCGUCAUCCUCUUUGCUCUCCAGUCAGCACCCCUGAUCAUACAUUCGCUCAUACACACAAGCACACACAUACACUUUUUUUCCUUUGUGUUUGCCAGCCCCUGAGAGCUCAACCCACAAACUAGACUGAUAUCCGAUCGCUCAUGGAUUUUAUACCUUGACUGAAGAGGUCUCAGCUGUGAAGUUAAAGUUUCUCUUUUUUCUCUCCCUUUAAUUCUUCUUGAUUUCUCUCUUACUUUUUUCACUUCUCUCUUUUUUUCCCCCUCCCCGCUCCUUGCUGUUGUCUUUUAUUUUUGUUGUGUUGUCUAUUUAUUUGUGAUCUCUUGAGGCUCCUGUAAUAAGUUUGUAUGGUUUUUGUCCAGCUUCUGAGUGCCUCUCUGAAACUCGCUUGAGGCCCUUCAAGCACACAGGCUUUCCCUCGCUCCUGCAUCCAGUCAGCACCUGCUUGGUUUCUCCACCUCUGUGACCGCUCACACACACACACACACACACACACACACACACUCUCCAUCACCAUGCGUCACACACCUAAUCACUUUCCAAUACACAAGUCGAGCGCAAUGCUGCAGGACUGGUUUUGCUGCUCGUUUAGGUAAUAGCAGUAGAAAGGGGAAACCUGUAGACAGUAGACAGUAGAGGGAUUAGCUACAGUCAUUCAGUCUUCUCAGUGGUAUCUGUGCCCCUAUUUGGCUUGUAAAAAGCCUUUUCAUGAAUGAAUAGGGGCCCCUCCCAUUGAAGGAGCCUGAUCCUUUACUUUUGAUAUUUGCUUUCUGGUUUCAUCGAUGAUUAGUUCACAUACUGUUUCUCCAGGUUUUUUUUUUUUUACCUUUUCGCCUAACCUGUUUUUGACCAACUUAUCCAUCGUAUGUGCAAAUCCAAAGAAAAUGUAUUUACAUUAACAUUAGAUUAACUUGCGUUUUUAACAUUUGUAGUAUGUAGGGUAUAGCACAUAAUUGAUCAGAAUGCAUAGUUGAGUUCUGAUUGCUCAGAGGUAGAUUAACUGGACUGUAUGUUAUGUGAAAAAACAGCGAGCGCUAUAUGUUGGUGUCGACACUCAUCAGAACAAUGAUAUGAUACUCUCACAUACCAUAUGACUCCUUGGGCUGAGUUGGUCUGGGUGCAGACGAUGAUCCGAGGCGUACCUUCAUCUUUCCAGCUGCUAAUAUUUAGAACUGAAAAUACACCCAGUGCACAGCUCUCCUUGCUGAUGUUCAGCGAAUCAGAAAAGACAAAGACUGGGCAGUGUGUGGCUUUGGCCUUCCCAGUUUUUUUUCCUUUUUGAACUUACAUUAUUGACCAGUUGGCUCUCUGAGCCUCUGUGCAUGCAACUCCAAAGGCUUGUCCUCAUUUGAGAGUUGCUGGCAAAUGUUCUCAUUGUCGUCAAACUUUUGGCUUUUGAAAUCACCAGGAAGAGAGGGAGGAGGAAGCUGAACCAUCGUCUUUUACCCUGUUGUAGACUCUGAGCCACUGAACAUUAGCUUCAGUUUUGCUGGAGUAGAGUGCAAUGACAUGAACUGUAACACUGAAACUCUUGUGAUCGAGUGCCUCUGAAGACUAGAGAGAAACUGAUAGGGCUUCAGUCCAUGACGCGGGACAAAACUACACCAGGCAUUUCAAAAUACGUGGGAUGGAUGAAUGUCAGAGGGAUAAAGGUUUUUGAGCUUUUUGAAGACACUUUAAUUUCUUUAACACAAGGGGCUGAAAAGUGAGGGGACUAUGCCAUCAGAUAGACUGGUGUAGUGUUCCCUGAAACCAAUGAGUAUUUCCUUGAAUAAUAAAACAAGCGCCCUCUACAUUUCCCCCAAAGGAUCUCCUGUGUUUCAAAAAUGGGAAAAAAAUGAAACCUAUUUCCUAAAGACUUAUCAAAGUGUGUGUGUGUGUACCCAAAGGAACAAAUCAAUCAGAAUGUAUUUGUUUGUUAUAAACCUCCCCAAUCCCAUUGCAAUCCCACUGGGCAACUAUUCUCUUCAUUUUUCUACAACAUGUCUGUUUCUUUUGUCAGACCUGUUUCUUUGUGACCUGUUUUAACGGACCAGCUCUUACGAUCAUGUGAAUGACCUCCCUUAACUUGUGAAUGUCUCUUUGUAUAAUAAAUUAAAUGUCCUUGUUUGCCCA